UUUUUCUAUUUUUUUUUUACCACAAAGCAAAUGAUGCCUUUCACCGUCUCUGUGUCUGUGCCACCUGUUCACUAGCAAGGUUCUGCAUAUAAUUAUUAGUCGUGUCCCGAGCUAGGACUUUUGCAUUUCUUGGCUCUCCAAGGUGCAAAAAGUAGCCAUCACGAAACCAAGCUAAUACAUAUAUAGCUAAGGUUUUGUUAACAAACAAACAAACCGAGACAUCAGAAUAUCGUAUCUUUGCUUUUCCUUCUCUUUCUCUUUUUUCCUCCAACUUGGAAUUUUUCUUCAAAGGCAAUGUUCCCUGCAGUUAUGUCCAAUUCCAAUUCCUUGUCCGAAGAGGCCACUGUCUCCUGUGGUACAAGAAUCGCUGGACUCAAUCACGUUAUCACAACAACCAUUUCUCCAGAACAACCUCUAAAGAUCAAGAAAAAGAGAAACCUCCCUGGAAACCCUGACCCAGAUGCUGAAGUGAUAGCUUUAUCACCGAAGACUCUUCUGGCUACCAAUAGAUUUGUGUGUGAGAUCUGCAACAAGGGUUUCCAGAGAGAUCAGAACCUUCAGCUUCAUAGGAGAGGACAUAACCUCCCGUGGAAGCUGAAGCAAAGGAGCAACAAAGAGGUGAAAAAAAAGGCCUACGUUUGCCCUGAGCCUUCAUGCGUUCACCACAACCCUUCAAGGGCUUUGGGGGACCUCACUGGAAUUAAGAAACACUACUGCAGAAAACAUGGGGAGAAGAAGUGGAAAUGUGAAAAGUGCUCAAAGAUCUAUGCUGUUCAGUCAGAUUGGAAAGCUCACUCUAAAACCUGUGGUACUAGAGAAUAUAGAUGUGGCUGUGGAACCCUUUUUUCCAGGAAGGACAACUUCAUAACUCACAGAGCAUUCUGCGAUGCAUUGGCUGAAGAAAGUGCAAGACUCUCAGCAAACCAACUAGCCACCAACACCACAAAUCCAUUAGUUCAAUCCCUCUUCCUUUUCCCAACCCAACAACACAACAACAAUUUCAUCAAUCCAUGGGACCCUAACCCUAACCCUAACCCUAACCCUAACCCUAGCAACCUUACCACUCUCCACAACAACAUCAAACCUGAAUCUCACAACUUCCACAUCCCCAACACCACCACCACCUCCACUGCCAACAACAACAUUUCUUCUUCAUUCCUUCAUCAUCAUCAACACCCCAAUAAGAGCAUGAUAACCUCACCCUUCCGUGACCUCCACGAGCGCACGCAACCCCCCUCCAACGCUGCCACGUCAGCACACCUCUCAGCCACUGCGUUGCUCCAGAAGGCCGCGACCGUGGGUGCCGCCGCCAUCACGGGACCCACUCACGUGACUCAGCUCAGCAUGGCCGAGCUAGGAACCGAGACGACUCAUCUGGACUCAGUGCCAUUGCCGCCCGAUCAACGCUACAUGAGCAUGAGAGGCAUCAAUAGUAACAAUGACGGCCUCACGAGGGACUUUCUCGGCCUCACCAACGGCGGCGCGGUUGACGUUAGCAUCGACGUCAAGGAUAUGCUGACGUUCACCGCGGGGAGCGUAGAGUACAACCAUCACCACCACCAACAACAACCCUACCAGCACCACCAUAAUAACUCGCUUUUCAAGCCACAACAAGGUUUUGGAUUCCUUGGGACAACCACUGGCCCCGAAUACUGGGGAAAUUGUGAGUAAAUACCCUUUUUUGUCUAUCAAUUUGUAAGCUUCGAUCACUCCAAAUUAAAUUUUACAAAAUAUUUACUAUAAUCCUUAAUUUUGCAAGAGUUAUUCAUUUUUAACAACAUGAAAUGUUAGAACCAUACUCUUUAACACACUUUUUUUAGAUGCAUUAGUUAUAAUUUAUUAGAAACACGUGUACUUAAAAAAAGUACGUUAAAGAGUAUAUUUCUAAUAUUAAAAAAAUUAACGAGAUAUGUUUGUGUUGAAAAGGAUUGAAUGACCUUGAAAAAAUUAAGGAUUAAAGUAAAAAUAAACAAAAUUGUAAUGUAAGUUACUAAAGUGAUUGAUACUUGCAUUUUGAAGGACCAAUAUGUUGGGUGGGUGUACUAGAAAAUUGUUAGCACAAAGAAGAAAGUGGUUCCAAAACUAAGAGAGUAGAAUAUGGGUAACUCAAUUUGCCUUAUCUCGUACCCUUGCACGAACUUGUAUUUUUAUUUACCCCUUUAGAUUACUACAAUAUUUUGUUUGAGCCUAGCUCGUUGAUGAAUUAAUCAUUAAAACGUGUUUUAGUUUUGUCACGAUUUUCUUUUUCC
Messenger RNA from Glycine soja, 2249 nucleotides. Its product is annotated as protein indeterminate-domain 12-like. The coding region runs from base 295 to 1671 and encodes 458 amino acids. Gene Ontology annotation, cellular component: nucleus. The record is from RefSeq and is a predicted model, not a curated record. The transcript is spliced from 3 exons. NCBI's taxonomy places the organism in Eukaryota, Viridiplantae, Streptophyta, Magnoliopsida, Fabales, Fabaceae. Gene Ontology annotation, molecular function: DNA-binding transcription factor activity.